Messenger RNA from Peniophora sp. CBMAI 1063, 1824 nucleotides. NCBI's taxonomy places the organism in Eukaryota, Fungi, Basidiomycota, Agaricomycetes, Russulales, Peniophoraceae. The record is from the annotation of a GenBank genome assembly.
AUGAGCUUCAGUUACUGGCAAACUGCACUGGAUAGCCGACUGCGCGUCGUUGACGGCAUCCUACAUAAAGAUGAUCUUGAGCCUGACCAGCGGCUCGUCCGUAUGCAACUCGAGCUCGAAGCGCGAGCGAUGCGUUCUAUGAUCAGUCAACUGAACCAGAAGCUUAAUAAGCUCUGUCGUGCGAGCGAUCUCCCUAGCGCGGCCUUGCAGCGCAUCUUCCUGAUCCUGUCCGCCUACGAGUCCGUGCCGAACGAAACCUGGCCAACCCGCACACGCGAACAUUGCCAUUGGACAAAAGUUCUCGAUAUCUGCAGGACCUGGCGAGAAGCGGCGUUGGCGUGUCCACAUUUGUGGUCCUCCCAUCCGCUAGGCUUGGGUUCUGCACGCUUCAAUGCAUUCAUGGCUCGCAGCCGGGAUUCCCCGAUCAAUCUUCGUCUCGGAGACGCGGGGGAACUCCCGGCUACUUUGCUGAGUGAAACGCUACAGGAGCCGGAUGAUUAUAUCCGGAUAGCAACAUUGGAGUCGACUGUUCGCCUGGGUGAGGACGCCUUGCAGGCCUUGACGGGUUGCGCACCUCUCCUUGAGACCUUGCGCAUCGUCCCGGCAGGUAUUCUACAAGAGCAAGAGUCGAUGAACCUGCCUGAUGGCCUUCUGGGAGGCCAGGCGCCUCGCCUACGACACUUGGCAUUGCGCGGGUUCUCUACAUUUUUCUCCCAGAUAGCCAUCGUGACCAACAUCGUGUCCCUCAACAUCAGCCGCGGCGUGGACCACGAUUCGUACACCCGGCCUUCGUGGCCAAUUUUACGGCUAUUAUUAGAAGCGUUGGUCAACAUCGACGAGCUCAUCUUACACGGAUGCCUACCCGUGGCGUCGAAAUCGGCCGGCAGCGUCAACGACGCUCUCGAACUUGAUAACGCUCAAACGCCGGAUCAUGCGCCCAGCGAUUUACUCCACCUUCGAAGCCUCGAUGUCAGUGGGGAGCUUGAGGCUCUUGUUCGACUCUUUGAAAGCAUCACGCUUCAGCCGACCUGCGUACUCCGCGUUCAGCUCCGUGACCCCCGCUCGAAUGUGCACGGGAUGACGGAGUCUCUCUCAACGUCCGGCUUUCGCCCUUCGCACGGAGAAUAUCAACCACGCUUUCGCUCGAUGCGUAUCAUCACUCGCAAGAGUGAAAAGGCUCGCAAGAUCCUGCACAUCGGGCUAUUCUCAGACAGAGAGGCAACUCUUGUCGAGCCAUGUCCUUUCGUCGUCGAGGUCGAUCACUAUUCGAAUGUCCAACCUCUUGAUAUCCUCGAAAAACCCUGCUUGCCAAUCCAGGGUUUGCGCACGAUCUACCUAGGGGCCGACAUUGCCAUGACUUCUCAUCAUUUUAUCAUGCCCAUGAGGGUACCUUUGCUGGCAGGAGCAAGCCAUAAAGUGUUCGCCUUCUCCGACUGUGCACAGGUCACGUCGAUCUACACGGAAGGAGGUACUGGAAAGAGCUUGGUCAAGGCACUGGACAAUGCCCUACUCUUUCCCGCGCUACAGUGCUUGCUCAUCGCGCGCGGCCUUGACUUUGAAGGGGAUUACAAGGAGGAGCUGAUGAUCACUUGGAAGGUGUUGCACCGAACCCUCACGGCUCGCAAAGAGGCGGGGCGGCCCAUUGCCUCCGUGCUGCUGCCUUCCGAGAUACUUGAGGAGUACUGGAUCGAGCGUAUGCGCGACACUGGCACUCACUUCAAGCCAAUCGUAGACGCUAGCUCAGACUCUGGGUCGAAGGAGAGAGGCUUAUACCCUGGAGAUCUUCUCACCAUCACCGAUGACCCAUCUUCUCGAGAGUAUUGA